Messenger RNA from Fusarium odoratissimum NRRL 54006, 1122 nucleotides. RefSeq lists its product as uncharacterized. NCBI's taxonomy places the organism in Eukaryota, Fungi, Ascomycota, Sordariomycetes, Hypocreales, Nectriaceae. The record is from RefSeq and is a predicted model, not a curated record. The coding region runs from base 101 to 1108 and encodes 335 amino acids. The transcript has a single exon.
GUCAGCUGAACAACGACAAAGACCUCAACUUCCCUUUUAAUUCGGCUUUAUCUUCAUUUACCAUCAUUUUUCGCACAUCUCGACGACUUUCCAGACAACCAUGGAAUUUAACAAUCUCACGCUCAAGCCUGACUGUCCAAAUAACCAUCCGUCUUUUGCUUUUGAUGAUGUAUACCGUACCUACAAAGACGAUCAAAACCCCGAAGCCCUCUUCGGAAAGGCGUUACGCUACCUUUCUUCCUUGAGAGUGAAUCACGCAUCGGCGCAACAGGAGAUCAUCCGCGGCGAGAUCAUGGAGUCACUUUUCCACACAAUUUACGGCAGCAAUCGUAUCGAACAAGCAGGUCUAGGUUGGGAUGUCACACGGUAUCUCUGUUAUAAGACCCUACAUGAGCCCGACUCCAUACUCGAAGUCAAUGAGGAUGAUUCAGCCUUCGAUGAGAAGGUUAGUGACCUAUAUACUGCGGAUCCCACUUUACGAGGAAAGUCAACAAGUUAUAUUGUUCGCGGCCGUCGCGAAGUUAUCCAGCACGUGAGAGCCUUCAAAUACAUAAUGGACAGAUUCUGGGUUCAUGGGGAUGACCUAAUGGAGGAUGCCAUUAAGAAAACGCAUGAGAUUCUUUGCAAAGGGGUUCCAAUCAUCGAUCCGGGUGCCGAAUAUCCGGACGUCCCUUACGAGAAAUACGCAGGACAAUAUCGAGAUGUUCCUGUCGGCGCCGGAAAUACGAUGUUCGUGGUGCCGCAAUACGUGCCUGCAAAAAUGGCCGAGAUGUGCGCGAAUCUCAAAAAGCAUAUCGGCCAAAAUGAGUCUUUGGAUCCGUUUUCACUCGCUGCCAAAUACUCACUUCGGUUUGUUGAGAUCCAUCCCUUUCAGGAUGGCAACGGACGAAUGUGUCGUAUCAUCCUUAACGCGAUCCUAUUUCGGUAUGUCGGUAUCUUCAUCCCAAUUGAGGUGACUGAGGAAGAAGUAAAUGAAUAUAUAAACAUCAAGAAGAAAGCGUCAAGGGAUACGGAAGGCCAUGGAGAGUAUGCUACGUUUGUUUUGAAGAAGAGUGUGAGAAGCAUACAGAAGUUGAAACAGAAGGUCAACGGGAAGAAAGCAGCAUAAAUAGUCCAGUCCGU